Mycena indigotica is the source of this 390-nucleotide messenger RNA. RefSeq names its product Transcription initiation factor IIA subunit 2. Lineage: Eukaryota; Fungi; Basidiomycota; Agaricomycetes; Agaricales; Mycenaceae. The record is from RefSeq and is a predicted model, not a curated record. Gene Ontology annotation, cellular component: transcription factor TFIIA complex. Gene Ontology annotation, molecular function: RNA polymerase II general transcription initiation factor activity; TBP-class protein binding. The transcript has 4 exons. The coding region runs from base 1 to 390 and encodes 129 amino acids. Gene Ontology annotation, biological process: RNA polymerase II preinitiation complex assembly; transcription initiation at RNA polymerase II promoter.
AUGGCUACAGCGUACUACGAGUUCUACCGUGGCUCCUCGCUCGGAAUGGCGCUCACCGACUCACUCGAUGAGCUCAUCACGAGCGGGGCCAUUACCCCUCAGCUAGCUAUGAAGGUUCUCCAGCAGUUCUCACUCCUUCUCGCCUUACAGUUUGACAAAUCUCUUGCGGACACAAUGGUCAAGUCAGUCAAAGCCAAGACAACGCUCAAGGUCCAUAUAUUCCCUUCCGAGACUCCCUCCAAUCUCUUCUUCUUUCUCGCCUCUCACUUUGCUGACUUAUUCAUUUCAGGGUCACUUGAAAACAUGGAAUCGAACGAAGUCGUUCAAACUCCGCGUAUCAAGAUUAUUGCGUGCAAGAACGGAGAGGCAAUCGAAGCGGGCAAAAAGUAA